Oncorhynchus keta (chum salmon) is the source of this 2146-nucleotide messenger RNA. Its product is annotated as MICAL-like protein 1. Lineage: Eukaryota; Metazoa; Chordata; Actinopteri; Salmoniformes; Salmonidae. The coding region runs from base 339 to 1016 and encodes 225 amino acids. Gene Ontology annotation, molecular function: protein binding. The record is from RefSeq and is a predicted model, not a curated record. The transcript has 8 exons.
UUCGAACGAAAAAAAUAUUUAUUGUUGUGUCAACAUUUUACAGCAAACCAACCCGCGAAAGUGGACGUUGCUCGCUAUUUUCUACUUCAAGGAUCUGCUUCGCUGAGAUUAUAGAAUUUUGGGGAACAACACAUUGGAAGCAAGUUACAGUGAAGUCACAUAGGUUUUCUCAGUAAAAACAAUGUUGAACUUAGUUUGACUUGGUCGACAAAAUAUAACCAACAAGCUAACGUAGCUAGUGGGUGUGCUAAACAGUUUUGAAUGUCCAGGAUCUGACAGGUUGAGGUUGAAGUGGUUGUUGACUUUCUCAAUUUAACAUGGGAGAAUGAAAUUCUAUCAUGGGGACAUUGAACGCUUUACAAGAAUGGUGUGGCAUAAAAUGCGAAAAUUACCCCAAUGUGGAGAUAAGGAACAUGUCUUCUUCAUUCAGAGAUGGAUUGGCGUUUUGUGCUAUUAUCCACAAACACCGACCUGAUUUGAUAGACUUCAACUCCCUCUCCAAAGAUAAUGUUUAUGAAAACAACCAUCUGGCAUUUGAGGUCACACAGUCAAAGCUGGGCAUCCCUGCAUUGCUGGAUGCUAAGGACAUGGUGUCCACAGAGGUGCCAGACCGGCUAAGUGUCAUCACUUACCUCUCCCAUUACCACCACUGCUUCAACAAGAAGUCUCAUGCCGGUCCAGCCAGUUUGAAGACGCCAUAUGUCGCAGAGUGCUCCAGUCACUCCCAGACACAACCUGACUCUCUUGGAGGUUUGCAGCCCGCCAAGUCAAGGACAGAGGAGCGAUCCAACAGUGUCAGGCCAUGCAGCGUUUGUGCCUCCUGCAUGAAGCACGUCCACCUGGUGCAGAGACAUCUCACUGAGGGGAAACUCUACCACCGCAGCUGCUUCAGAUGCAGUGUGUGCAGCAGCACUCUCUUACCAGGGUCUUACAAAGAGGGGAGUGAAGUUGGCUCCUUGGUCUGUACCCACCACUUGACAGCCAGUCAAAAUGCCCUCCCCGACUACAGUAAAUAAACUGGAUCAUUAGAGAAUCUGCCCAAAUUAGAUGAGCAGGAGGUGACACUAUCUCAAGGUGGAUUUACAGACAACCUUGAUCUCUCUGAUUUUAUUAGAAAAACAGACUCAGGUGAGACAGUUAUUUCUGGAAGAGGAGAGACAGAGACAGAGGGAGGUGAGAGAAAGACAAGGCAUGGCACACUUAAGAAGCCACGGCCACCCUGUCCUCCAAAGCCCACUGUAGAAGAGGGAACGCUUGAAGAAGCAGGGACACGGCCCAUUCAGACAACAGAAACUGUCACUGUAACACCAGACAGCGGUUCGGCUUCUGCAAGCCCUGGACGGCCAGUUCCUGCACCCAGGCGGGUGUUAGACUCUACCCCUCCUCGUCCUGCACCCAGAACCCGUCCACCUAAAGCCAUGGACAGCCCCCUUGUUUCUGAUUACACAGUUGAUAAUAAAACGUUACCCAAUCCUUCUCGGAGGUUUGGCCAACCCAGUGGGCCCUGUAAACCCAAAGAACCACCGUGGCUGGAGCUUGUCCAGCCACGGCCCUGGCCAAAGCUUCCCCCUGCCCGCCCCCUAGUAUGCCCAAGCCCCCACGCUCAGGCUCUAUACCCUCCCUCAGAGGCAGUUGGUACAGAGCGAGAGAACCCCCUCCCAACCCCUUUGGGGAGUUUGAGAAUGAGGAGGCUGAUGAUGAUUACACUGGGGAAGAGAACACAAUGAGUGGUGCUGAAGGCCAAGCACAGCCAGACAUGGUGUGGUACCACUCAAUUAGCUGAAGCAGCCAGCUCACAUUUCCAAGCUCAUUUAGAGGACACAUCCAGAGAAGUUGACAAGUCUAGUAUUGCUGGAGCGGAUGACGCAGUAAAUUUCCCUGAAAUUGCUAAUGCACCAAAUGUAGAAAGUUUAGCUGAAGCAGGAUGCUCACUUCCUGUAUCUAAUUUAACAGAAUAACCUUGUUCAAUUGAUAUAUCUGAGUCAGCUGAUGUUGGUGGGAUAGCUAACAUGGCUGAAGCAGCUGGCACACUUGAUGUAUGUAUUUUAGCAGAUGUUGUAGUUGGAGAAUCAACCAACUUGUCCAAAGCAGCUAGUUCACUUGGUUUGUCUAAUUUGACUGAAGCUAAAACCACAAGUUAAUCUUA